AUGUUAGGCAAAAAAAAAAUUCUAAUUAAAAAGAAUGACAUACAGUACAACCUAUCGACACAGAUGCACUCAGAAUGGCAACUUCACAGUCAUGUGACCUCAAGAAAGAUUUUCACAAUAAUCGAGGCAAAGGAAAAUCUUCAUAGGGGCGUGGCAAAGGAACAUGCUGAAGACACCAGGAGAAAAAAUAAUCUUCAUAAAAAAAAUAAACAACGCAACAGCACCUUAACCAUGCCGUGGAAAACGAGGAUAUUCAUAAAAGAAAUCACAUACGACAGGACAUCUUCAAAAUGCCGCAAAAAGAGUACAUCCUCGUAG
Molecule: messenger RNA, 318 nt
Organism: Plasmodium inui San Antonio 1
Lineage: Eukaryota; Apicomplexa; Aconoidasida; Haemosporida; Plasmodiidae
Exons: 1
Coding region: 1-318 (105 amino acids)
Source: RefSeq, a predicted model, not a curated record